CCCGUUUUGACCACAGACUCUUUCUCUCUCCACUUUCUAGCCUUGUAGCUAGCUAGCUAGCUUCAUGCGUAGAUAGGUGCGCAGCAGGUAAACGACGCGCAAGGUGUGCUGCGUGCUGCGCAGGCAGGAUCAAUAGAAUCCAUGGAGCGGGCGCGGGCGCGGGCGCCGGCUCUGGCUCUGGCGCCGGUGGAGGUUCCCAAGUUCUUCGUGUGCCCGAUCUCGCUGGAGGUCAUGCGGGACCCGGUCACGCUGUCGUCGGGGAUCACCUACGACCGCGACAGCAUCGAGCGCUGGCUGUUCACCGACGGGCACGGCGACUGCCCCGUCACCAAGCUGCCGCUGGGCGCCGACGACCUCGAGCCCACGCCCAACCACACGCUCCGGCGGCUCAUCCAGUCCUGGUGCGCCGCGCACGCCGUCGAGCGGUUCCCCACCCCGCGCCCACCGGUCGACGCCGACCGCGUCGCCGCGAUCGUGGGCUGCGCCAAGAAGGGUGGCCAGCAGGAAGUGCUGGCCGCGCUCAGGGAGCUCGCGGACAUCAUCGGGGAGAGCGACCGCAACCGGCGCUGCGUCGAGGGCGUGCCAGAAGCCGUGGAGUUCCUCGUGUCCGUCGUCAAGAAACACGCCGCAGGCACGUCGUCGUCCAAGCCUCUCGGCGGAUGCAGAUCCCAAGAGGAGCCGAUGUGCGGCGUGCCGGACUCCCCUAAGGCGUGCUCGCCGGAGGAGGCGGCUCUGAGCAUCUUGCAUUCUCUCAAGCUCUCCGAGGCGAGCCUGAAGAGAGCCUUGGAGAGCAGCGACGGUUUCGUGGACACCUUAGCGUCCGUGCUGCGCUGGCCGCCGAACUACCGGGCGCGCACGUACGCGAUGCACCUGCUGAAGGCGGCGCUGUCGGCGAUGCAGCCCUCGCAGCUGAGCUCGGCGAGCACGGAUCUGGUCGAGGGCGUCGUGAGGGUGGUGGCAGACCGGACGUUGUCGCCCAAGGCGAUCAAGGUGGCGCUUCACGUGCUCUGCCGGCUUUGCCCGUGGGGCCGCAACCGCGUCAAGGCAGUCGAGGCCGGCGCCGUGGCGGCGGUGGUGGAGCUGCUCCUCAACGUGGGGUGCGGGUGCGGUGGCAGCAACGGCAAGCGGGCGGUGGAGCUCGCGGUGGUUGCCAUCGAUCAUCUGUGCGGCUGCGCAGAAGGGCGGUUGGAGCUCGUGGCCCACCCGGCAGGGCUGGCUGUUGUUGCGCGAGCCGCGACGCGGCUGUCCCCCACCGCCACCGAGAGCGCGGUGCGCGCGCUGCACGCGGUGGCCAGGCACUCCGCGACCCCCGCGGUGCUGCAGGAGAUGCUUGCCGUCGGAGUAGUAGCGAGGCUGCUGUACCUGGUGCAGGCCGGCGCAUCGGGCGAGCGCCCGAGGGAGAGGGCGCGGGAGAUGCUCAAGAUGCACGCCAGAGUUUGGAGGGGCUCGCCGUGCUUGGCGUCGCACAUGGCAUCCUACCCUUGUUGAUAUCGCAUGCCAGCGUUCCGCAGCCAACCAAGACCGAUCACCAUUUGCAUUUGGUCACUAUUCUCGCGUUUGAUCUAGUCGUCUGUUUGUUCGUCGUCUCAUACCUAAUCAUACGUAGAGAUACGGCAAAACCUUUUUCUUUGCUCAUUUUUUUUUCAUGUAAAGAUUUUUACUCUUAGGUCGGGACUCGGGAGGUUUGAUAAGUAAUUAAGUUCCCUAAAAUGGGGUUCGGAUAAGAUAUGCGUUAGUGUAAAUAAUGUAUGUAUUACAUUUUCUAUGCAAAAACAACAUUAUUUCAACCUGCUGAUCAAUUUUCUUUUC
This is a messenger RNA of Zea mays, 1809 nucleotides long. Its product is annotated as ubiquitin-protein ligase. Bases 142 to 1488 code for a protein of 448 amino acids. NCBI's taxonomy places the organism in Eukaryota, Viridiplantae, Streptophyta, Magnoliopsida, Poales, Poaceae. The record is from RefSeq and is marked provisional. Gene Ontology annotation, molecular function: ubiquitin protein ligase activity. Gene Ontology annotation, biological process: protein ubiquitination. The transcript has a single exon.